AUGACGGCAAGUGGUCCUGGCCCUGUUUCCAGCCGUCUCUUCAUCAUUCGCGAUCGCAUUGCGGGAUACCGCCUCCUUGUCGACACUGGCGCGGAGAUCAGUGUUAUCCCGGCUUCUGCUGCUGACCGUCGCCGUGCUCACUCUGGCUCUAACCUCCAAGCUGCCAAUGGGACCACGAUCAAAACUUACGGACUAUGUUCCCUCACGCUUGACCUGCGCUUAAGAAGAACAUUUCGUUGGGUUUUCGUCCUCGCUGAUGUUUCGCAGCCUAUUCUUGGCGCGGACUUCUUGGCCUUCUUUAGUCUGUCUGUGGACGUCCGCCACCGGCGCCUUCUCGACAAUACUACGUCUCUACGGGUGAAGGGCACGUCCUCCUCCCACUCUCCGCUUGGCAUCCGUGCCCUGCGUCCCACUUCACCGUAUGACGCCAUCCUAAACGAAUUUCCUGACAUAACCAGCCCUGCAACCUCAAGGCUCCCGUCAAACACAGCGUCACGCAUCGUCACAACUGGUCCCCCGGUGUCUUCCCGUUACCGUCGGCUGCAUGGCGACCGCCUCACCAUUACCAAACGGGAAUUUGAGCAUAUGCUCGAACUUGGCAUAAUCCGCCCGUCCUCCAGUAGCUGGGCGUCGCCAUUGCAUAUGGUUCCCAAGACCGACCCCGGCGACUGGAGGCCGUGCGGCGAUUAUCGGGCUCUUUAA
Ornithodoros turicata is the source of this 702-nucleotide messenger RNA. RefSeq lists its product as uncharacterized. Gene Ontology annotation, molecular function: aspartic-type endopeptidase activity. The transcript has a single exon. Gene Ontology annotation, biological process: proteolysis. The coding region runs from base 1 to 702 and encodes 233 amino acids. NCBI's taxonomy places the organism in Eukaryota, Metazoa, Arthropoda, Arachnida, Ixodida, Argasidae. The record is from RefSeq and is a predicted model, not a curated record.